GGGGGUGGUGUGUGUGUGUGUGUGUGUGUGUGUGUGUGUGUGCAGUGGGGGUGGAUAGAGUGUGUUUAUACUGUUUUGAAGCUGUGUAGAAUAUGGAAUGCGUGGGUAGGUAUAUCAAUUUCAUAUGACGUGCGUUAUUAGCCUAUAUAUGUGCUGACACUGUACUAGUGCCAAGAAAUAAACAAACAUUUGCUCAAGAGGAACUAACAAAGAUGGCACAUUUUAGCUACAGAGCACUAGUCUGGAGUCACGUGAAAAUAAUCGAGGAAGUAGCAAAGGACCCCAACUCUCUAUCUGAUGCUCUGUUUCAGAAUGGCAUCAUAGCACAGGAGAUACGAGAUGAAAUGCAACUCGAUUGUGUAAGAGACACACAAAAGGCAAGGAAACUGGCCAUCUGCUUGGAGGAAAUAAUCAAGGCCUAUCCACAUCGAUAUGAGGACAUCAUAGAGAUCCUGAGAGAAGACUUUGGGGACCUGGUAGUUGCGUUAAAGAACAAAGAGGCAGAGAUACUACUAGCAGGAGACUUGUCUGAAACUCAAAGUCAAGCAACCAUAAUCUCGAACGAAUCAGAACAAGACGAUGAUUUGUGCAUAAGAUUAGAAUGUGGAUGCGGACAUUGUGAGAUAGAAGACUUCAUGCAAGGAGAAGAUUGUCCCUGCACAGGUUCAACAAAACUCAGCCUGUUCAAGAAUCAAUCAGAAAGAAUAGGCAAAACAGAAAUGACAUAUUCUGCAUACAGAGUUGCACUGCAGUGUCAAGCUGCUCACAUGCAUGCCAGUUAUAGAAGCUUCAUCUCAAACACGAUAAAUGAGCUAAAAAAGAAGCAUGCCCUACCAGUUAUUGCAAAGCGUUUGAAAGCUCUUUUGACUCCACAAGGCGCUACAAAGUCGUUAUACAGUCGCAUGUAUACUGGAGAUCAAAGGAAGAGACUUAGAGAUGUACGAACAUACAAAGAGCUCGAGGAAUACCUAGACACAGAGCUGUGCUCUUGGUUCAACAUCGAGGUGAUAAAAGGCUUAAGGACGGCACUAUCAAUUCAAGAAACAGACCAAAGUGUAAGAGUCUACGAAGAACUACAAAGACAAUACAUGGCAAGAUGCUGCAUCUAUCGCACUGUGGAUAGUCACUCCGAAAUUGUGUGCAAACUACCGACUGAUUUUAGGAUAGUAAAAGACAAGCAACUGAAAUAUUUUGAGUGCAAGCUUCGACAAACCAUCGAUAUUCCUGCAGAGUGCAAGCGAAGGGUGGAUGAAGCAAGUGGAGAGAUGGUGUUUGAAAUCAAGAGGUCUAACACUACAGCAAUAGCCAGAGUCAGAGAGGAACUGAUUGAGGACACACAACCUAUGCUUUCACUGGAUAACUCAAACCAGACAAGAUCAGGGAGCAUAUAUAAAUCAAACCGAAGAUGGGUACGUGCUAACCGGUGCCUGAUUUACAUCAUGUGCCUAAACAUUGGGUUUGUCCUGCCGACUAUGCUGUAUGUAAUUUUGAUAAUCAUUGGGUCCCCCACCGUGGUGUAUCUCUAUGGACAAGAUGUUGUUCUACUGGCUACAGAAUCUGAUUUUUAUAGUAUAUACUUCUUCAACGAGAUCACUCAACAAAACCAGUCACAAGUUGAUAUCUAUAUUGGGAAGCCCACCGUGUACAAUGAAUCGAUAUUCAAGCAAGGAAAUGUACAGCCUCAAUCAAGUGUUCUGGUUGACAGAGAAUACUUGACACUUGACUCCAUCCUGACAGUACAGCUUCAACCAGACAAUGUGAAUGAAACUAAUAAUUUUACGGCCACUAUAGUAAUAAAAAAUGUUCUAAAUGGAACAUAUGCCGAAAUAACUAUCACAAACACUUCAAAGUACACAUGGACAUUUAAUGAGUUCGACUACUACAAUAUUUGGAUACAGAGCUCCGUACAGCUCAACUACACCAUCACAGGAGAAGUGUAUCACUACAAUGCAAGUGAUCUCACCCUCGGCUGUUCAAUACCAGCAGAUCAAGACAGUUGCAGUCUAACACGGCAAGAAUUCGAAGCUUUAGACACUAAUGAGGUGUACAUAUUUGGAAUAGCAUCUACAACACGAGAUACGAUUACCAAGUUGAGCUACAAAAUUGCUGAUAUUGCAGUCAUUACUGGUAUCCAUAUGAUGUUUGCAGUGCACUUUGGGUUACUACUCAUAAUGCUUGUGUUAACGACCAUAAUAUGUACCACAAAGUUUCGUAAAACUCGGAUAUAUUAUUAAUAUAAGCUGUGUGUAGUUGUAGUUCAUGCAUAAUUAUGAUACUGUACAAUUAUCAUGGUUUUAUUGUCAAACAUGUAUCCUGUACGUAAUAAUGAUUAUUAUCAUGUAUCCCUGACCUUGA
Halichondria panicea is the source of this 2355-nucleotide messenger RNA. RefSeq lists its product as uncharacterized. The transcript has 4 exons. The record is from RefSeq and is a predicted model, not a curated record. Lineage: Eukaryota; Metazoa; Porifera; Demospongiae; Suberitida; Halichondriidae. Bases 213 to 2234 code for a protein of 673 amino acids.